AUCCUGAAUCCACCCUUUCAGCUUAAUCGGAGUCGGAGAAGGCCAAGCGAGAAUUGCAGUCUAAGUGAAAAGGGCAGUAGGGACAGCUUUCGUCAGUUUGAAUGCAAAUGCUUUGGGCAAUCCUUGCUCUUCAAAUAAUACUUCACUGAUCUACUCUAAAAUCUAAAGAGGGAUUUACAUUUAUUGGUCAACAAUAAUCUAACGGGGAUGCUAGGGCUGUACUCAACAAGGUUGCUUCUUUUUGGAGAUUCAUUACCUUUCCACAGAUUAUCAGGUUGUAGGAAGGCGUGGUGCCAAACAAAUUUACGUUUUCUCAGUUGGGUUGGUUGUGAUGAUGGCCCUCUAACUCUUGCUAGCCUCGGUUUCAAGAGUGAGUUUGACAAAACAAAAAAGGACAGGGCAAGUAAUCUUGAGACGCUGAGUGCCUCAAAAAGUAAAGUGAAGGUAGUUGGAAGCAGUGAAACCAAGGGCAUUGGGGCAAAAAAGUUGGUUGAAAUAGAGUCAGCACCGUUUGCUGCAAAAUCAUUUUCUGAGCUUGAUCUUCCAUCUCUACUGUUGGGGAGGUUAGAAAGUGAAGGCUUCACAGUCCCAACUGAUGUGCAAUCUGCAGCAGUUCCCACAAUUCUCAAGGGCCAUGAUGUUGUGAUUCAGUCUUAUACAGGAUCAGGGAAAACAUUGGCAUAUCUUCUCCCCAUACUUUCUGAAGUAGGCCCACUGAGAAACAAGUAUCCUGAUGGUGAGGGUGAUUCUGGGAAGAAAAGAGAGAUUGAAGCAGUUAUUGUGGCUCCCUCUAGGGAGCUUGGAAUGCAAAUUGUUAGGGAGGUUGAGAAGCUCCUGGGGACUACAGACAAGAAAGCAGUUCAGCAACUUGUAGGGGGUGCAAACAAAAUGAGGCAGGAAGAAGCUUUAAAGAAAAACAAGCCCGCAAUUGUUGUUGGCACCCCUGGCAGGAUUGCAGAGAUCAGUGCAGCUGGAAAGCUUCACACCCAUGGUUGUCGAUUCCUGGUUUUAGAUGAAGUUGAUGAGCUUCUUUCAUUUAACUUCCGGGAGGACAUGCACAGGAUAUUGGAGCACGUGGGAAGGAGAUCAGGUGCAGAUCCACGUGGGACUAAGAGCCCACUUGCCAGGCGGGCUGAGCGUCAAACUAUUUUGGUCUCAGCAACAGUUCCAUUUUCAGUUAUAAGGGCAGCUAGAAGCUGGGGGCGUGACCCACUUCUUGUUCAAGCCAACAAGGUCCUGCCACUUGAAUCCCUUCCUACCACUGGACAUGUCAAACUGUUGGGGCCUGCAUCCAGUUCAAGCUCAAAUUCUAGUAUGCAGGUUCAGUCUACAGCACAAAGCCUGCCUCCAUCCUUGAAACACUACUAUUGUGUCACCAAAUUACAACACAAGGUUGACACAUUGAGAAGAAGUAUCCACGCACUUGAUGCUAAGUCAGUGAUAGCUUUCAUGAAUCACACAAAACAGCUGAAAGAUGCUGUCUUCAAGCUAGAGGCUCGUGGUAUGAAAGCUGCUGAGCUGCAUGGUGAUCUUGGCAAGCUUGCCAGGUCGACAGUUUUGAAAAAAUUCAAGAAUGGGGAAGUGAGAGUUCUGGUAACCAACGAACUGUCAGCAAGGGGUUUGGAUGUGGCAGAAUGUGAUCUGGUGGUGAAUCUGGACUUACCCACUGACUCAAUUCAUUAUGCUCAUCGUGCUGGCCGAACAGGUAGGCUUGGGAGGAAGGGGACUGUGGUAACCAUAUGUGAGGAGCCAGAAGUGUUUGUUGUGAAGAAGCUGCAGAAGCAACUUGGGUUCCCCAUUCAAGCUUGUGAGUUUACAGAGGGUAAACUUGUUGUCAAUGAGGAAGAGAGGCAUUUAGAGAAUGUAAGCUGAUUAUAGAAACAACCAAGAACAUUUUCAUAGCUUUCUACUUUUCUUGGGUUGGGAGAUGCAUAAAAGGUUUGUUUAGGGACUAGAUGAUUUCUGUAUCGACUUCCCCUUGGAACUUGCACUUUUCUUCCUUGGAAGCUUAGUAUAUGUUAAUUCCCAUAUUGAGUUUGAUGGUUUUUUUUUUUCUAAGUGCUGGAACUUGAUGGGUU
This is a messenger RNA of Rubroshorea leprosula, 2078 nucleotides long. The record is from the annotation of a GenBank genome assembly. NCBI's taxonomy places the organism in Eukaryota, Viridiplantae, Streptophyta, Magnoliopsida, Malvales, Dipterocarpaceae.